GUCGGCAAAGGUCACACCACCAGUCCAAGCUGUUUAUUUUCUCACAGGUCGAAGAAAAUUAAUUGUAAUUAUUCGACAAGAUAUAAGAUAAAGUCGGUGAAAGCGGUGGAAAAUCACAGGCAGCCAUGUCGGCCUUCACGGAGUCGGCGCUCCUCAAGAAACUGGCGGAGCUGAACAGCAGCCAGCAGAGCAUCCAGACGCUAUCCUUGUGGCUGAUUCACCACCGCAAGCACAGUGCGGCGAUUGUGAAGACCUGGCAGCGGGAGCUGGAGAACGUUCCCGAGCCCAAGAAGCUGACCUUCAUGUACCUGGCCAACGAUGUCAUCCAGAACAGCAAGAAGAAGGGUCCCGAGUACGGCAAGGAGUUCAACCACGUGCUGGGCAAGGUGUUCGCCCACAUUGGCGAGAAGUGCGGCUCGGACAAGCUACUGGGCAGCCUGGGGCGCAUCCUGAACAUCUGGCUGGAGCGGGGCGUCUACGAUCCCAAGGUUAUUGCCGAUUGGCGGUCACGAUUGCACCGGGAAUCGACCGCCGCUGGCAGUGCCUCCUCCAGCAGCAAUGGCAAGUCCAACGGCAGCAGUGAAAAGCCGGAAAAGGAGCGGGAAAAGGAUAAGGAUCAUGCCAGCAGCAAGUCGGAGAAAUCCGAGCGGCGGGAGAAGCGCAAGCACGAGGAUCGUCACUCCAAGUCCAAGCGCCCGCGGCAACAUGCCCAGACCAGCAGCACCAGUAGUUCCAAUUAUGCCCCUCCAGCCGAAGAGGUAGUAGCUGUGGAGCCGGAGAACGGCCACACACCACCAUACUUGCCUUUGGGGGAGCCCCCGGAGCCCGAGGAGCUGAUCAAGGCUCUGACCAGCAUCGAGAACUCCGCUUCCAGUGAUGCGGUGGUGCGUGAGAGAAUCGCCAAGCUGCCGCAGGAAAUAUCCGAGAUCAGUUGCAUUAGCAAGCUGGAGGAUAAGGACAAGGCCAAGGCUUUGGCCGUGCAGGUCAACGAAGCUGUGGAUCUGUUGAACGAUUACAACGCUCGACUGGCGGCGGAGAUGGAGGAGCGCGCCAAGCUGGCCACCAUGCUGCGAGAUUUUCAAGUGGAGCAGAAGGAACUUCUCUCCCAGGCGGAGCUACGUCUCGAUGAACACAAGAAGAAGCUGGCCAAGAUGUUGGGCCUGCAGAAGGAGAUCCACGACCACCUCUCCAACCUGCCCGACCUGACCCAAUUGCCGGACGUGACCGGCGGACUGGCGCCCCUGCCCUCCGCAGGCGAUCUCUUCAACGCCCUGCAUUGAAUCAGAUCGAGACCCAGAUUCAGAUCCUGAUCCGUAAGGAGCCACAAUAAGUCAAGCCUAAAGUUUAUACAUAUAUUUGCAAUUGUCCCCCUUAUUCGCAUCCCCAGACACAAGUCCAAAAAUCCCCUGAUUGUAAUCCAAACACACCCCCUAAUGACGUUUAAUUAUAGCAUCUAUUUGCAAGCAACUUA
Messenger RNA from Drosophila subpulchrella, 1471 nucleotides. RefSeq names its product regulation of nuclear pre-mRNA domain-containing protein 1A. The record is from RefSeq and is a predicted model, not a curated record. The transcript is spliced from 4 exons. Lineage: Eukaryota; Metazoa; Arthropoda; Insecta; Diptera; Drosophilidae. Gene Ontology annotation, molecular function: RNA polymerase II complex binding. Gene Ontology annotation, biological process: mRNA 3'-end processing. The coding region runs from base 126 to 1280 and encodes 384 amino acids. Gene Ontology annotation, cellular component: RNA polymerase II, holoenzyme.